CCAAGGGAACUAAGCACCGAGGAGACUUGCCUGCUCGGAAGCCAGAUCCUGAGCCGGACAGGAUGGAUCACCACCAGCUGGGGACUGGGCGUUACCAGGUGCUUCUUAAUGAAGAGGUUAACUCAGAAUCAUUGGCCAUAGAGCAGCCAUCUACUUCAAACCCAGCACCACAGAUUGUGCAGACCGCCUCUUCAGCACCAGCACUUGAAACUGACUCUUCCCCUCCACUGUAUAGUAAUAUUAGUGUGGAAGUACCUACAACUUCAGAUACAGAAGUUUACAGUGAGUCUUAUCCUGUGCCACCUCCCUGUAGUGUUGCUACCUCUCUUCCUACAUAUGAUGAAGCUGAGAAGGCUAAAGCUGCUGCAAUGGCAGCUGCAGCAGCAGAAACAUCUCAAAGAAUUCAGGAGGAAGAGUGUCCACCAAGAGAUUGCUUCAGUGAUGCAGACCAGCUCAGAGUGGGGAAUGAUGGCAUUUUCAUGCUGGCAUUUUUCAUGGCAUUUAUUUUCAACUAGCUUGGAUUUUGUUUAUCCUGCUGUAUCGCCAGUACCAUAGCUGGACGAUAUGGUGCUAUCUGCGGAUUUGGCCUUUCCUUGAUCAAAUGGAUCCUUAUUGUCAGGUUUUCUGAUUAUUUUACUGGAUAUUUCAAUGGACAGUAUUGGCUUUGGUGGAUAUUUCUUGUACUUGGCCUGCUCCUUUUCUUCAGAGGAUUUGUUAAUUAUCUAAAAGUCAGAAACAUGUCUGAAAGUAUGGCAGCUGCUCAUAAAACAAGGUAUUUCUUCUUCUUAUAGAGACU
Molecule: messenger RNA, 796 nt
Organism: Saimiri boliviensis boliviensis (Bolivian squirrel monkey)
Lineage: Eukaryota; Metazoa; Chordata; Mammalia; Primates; Cebidae
Source: RefSeq, a predicted model, not a curated record